AUGUCUGACAUGUUCAGAGACCGAACGUCUCUGAACAUGUGCACGUGGUCGCUGGACGGCGGCCGCCGCGGACUCCUCUCUUCGACCGCGCGGGAAUGCAAAGAUUACCAAAAGCUAUUUAGUUCCUACUUUAGAAAUUUGUGGAAGGACGUGAUCACCGAUUGUGGACGACGUACUCUACUCAUUGGAGAGGCCGAGAAGUCUCCGCAUAUGGCUGUGCUAGGCUAUGGGGACAGAGACCACCUGUGUUGUGUGUGCGCAGGGACCAUCAUCAGCGAGAAAUUCAUACUCACAGCUGGAGUUUGUACUUUCUCACGAGAAGACCCGCUAACUCACGUUCUAGUGGGUGUUUUUAAGCGCACCGACACAAGAAAUGCGACGAUAUAUGGCAUCAAGAGGAUUAUCAAUCAUCCGGCGUACAAGUGGCCGAUUAAAUAUAAUGAUAUCGCCUUGUUGGAAUUGGAGGUUCCUCUUACUCUGAGCAAAGAGAUAUUCCCGGCGUGCCUGCAUAUCGGAGACCAGGUGAAGGACGACGAAGCCUAUGCCCUGAGUUGGAGCAAAACUGAUUUCGACUCUAUUGUUUUGCAAAAGAUUUCUCUCUCCAGCUCUGGAGAAUGCGAGAGCAUCCAAUACCGUCACAUGCCAAAGGGUUUAGACCCUAACACGCAACUAUGCCAUGCCGUUGACAGGAAUAAUUUUUCGGUAAGAAAUUAUUCUUUAUUUUUUAUACAAUGUGUUGAUUUACAGAG
This is a messenger RNA of Hyposmocoma kahamanoa, 749 nucleotides long. RefSeq names its product serine protease snake-like. Gene Ontology annotation, molecular function: serine-type endopeptidase activity. The annotation marks the transcript as partial. NCBI's taxonomy places the organism in Eukaryota, Metazoa, Arthropoda, Insecta, Lepidoptera, Cosmopterigidae. Gene Ontology annotation, biological process: proteolysis. The record is from RefSeq and is a predicted model, not a curated record. The transcript has 6 exons.